UGGCGACAACAGAAAACAUUGUUGUGUACUCCGUAUUCAAUAUGUAUACUCAGUCAUUAUGGCGUAGUGGCAGAUACUUACGAUCGCAAUGGCAACUAACUGACGACCCAUCAUCAGAUGCAUGUCCAAAUUGUACAUGCUUACAUGCUUGAAUCCUCACAUGCUUUUGUUUCUCAGCUGUCACCCUAUCGGUCGCGAAGCCUCCCCUCCUACAUGGCGCAUGGCUAUUACUACAAGAGUCGGUACCACUCGAAACUCUCUCCCAAGGAAAGUUGUUUCAAGCACGUACACUCAUAACCAAACUUGCAGCACCCAAGCGCAAAUGCAUUGGGUCAGGGCCACCCCCAUGCUACGAGGUAAUAGCCUGCACCUCGCCAUUGCUCGGCGAUGGACAGAGGCUGAAAGCUUGCUUGCGCAUCCGCCGUCCGCCUUUUCCGCCAUCCGCCUGGAUUUUUCCAGAAUAUCGCAGACGUCUGGUGCUUCAAGACGCUCUUCAACCAGCAGAUCUUUAUUUUCCCUACUCACCACCCGAGAUGAAAGGUCCAUUGCAUUCGUCUACAGUAAGAUCGCGGCAACAUAUUAAUAGCAUUCUCAUUCCCGCCCCCUCCCUCUCUCGUCUGUCUCCAUCUCCACCGACCAAUCCCACCGGCGCCAACUCAAUUGCAACCCCCAACCCCAAAUCCGGCAGGUAAGCAGAAAUCGCCCAUCGUCGCCAUCCAAAACGAAGCGAGCGGAGUGAGCACCCCCCAGCCCAGCCCAGCCCCAGCCAGUCAACCCAUUCCCUUUCGCCGCAACCACGCCAUUCGCAGCCAAGCGUGCAACCACGGAGG
Molecule: messenger RNA, 830 nt
Organism: Aaosphaeria arxii CBS 175.79
Lineage: Eukaryota; Fungi; Ascomycota; Dothideomycetes; Pleosporales
Exons: 1
Coding region: 122-583 (153 amino acids)
Source: RefSeq, a predicted model, not a curated record